Molecule: messenger RNA, 156 nt
Organism: Penicillium waksmanii
Lineage: Eukaryota; Fungi; Ascomycota; Eurotiomycetes; Eurotiales; Aspergillaceae
Exons: 1
Coding region: 1-156 (51 amino acids)
Source: RefSeq, a predicted model, not a curated record
AUGGCAUACAACCGCCCAGGCAUUGCCUCCAUGUCCCUGGGCAAGCCAUGGAUUCACGACCUCCCUGGCAAGCUGAUGCAAGCCGCUGCCCACGGCUUCGAGGGCAUGGAACUUUUCUUUGACGACCUGAGACUGCUACGCCCAGCGCACAUUUAA